AUGGUCCUCAGCAGCCAGGGAGAACAGCCAGGGAAGGUAAAGGAGCAGACUUCAACUUCGACAUCAAUAUCAACAUCAAUAGACAGCAAGCUAAGCGAGAACGAAAGUGAACUCGAACAGGACACAAACUCAAACGCCUUCAAAGUCAGAUGGGUGUGGAGGCAAGAAGGAGGCGGAAAUGUAAACAGAGAGGGAACCAACAGGAAAAAGAAACGAAGCUGA
Trichophyton benhamiae CBS 112371 is the source of this 222-nucleotide messenger RNA. RefSeq lists its product as uncharacterized. The record is from RefSeq and is a predicted model, not a curated record. Bases 1 to 222 code for a protein of 73 amino acids. The transcript is spliced from 2 exons. NCBI's taxonomy places the organism in Eukaryota, Fungi, Ascomycota, Eurotiomycetes, Onygenales, Arthrodermataceae.